Suncus etruscus (white-toothed pygmy shrew) is the source of this 665-nucleotide messenger RNA. RefSeq names its product microsomal glutathione S-transferase 3 (gene MGST3). Lineage: Eukaryota; Metazoa; Chordata; Mammalia; Eulipotyphla; Soricidae. Gene Ontology annotation, molecular function: glutathione transferase activity; glutathione peroxidase activity. The transcript is spliced from 6 exons. The record is from RefSeq and is a predicted model, not a curated record. Gene Ontology annotation, cellular component: nuclear envelope; membrane; endoplasmic reticulum. The coding region runs from base 107 to 565 and encodes 152 amino acids.
GUGUUCUCUCGCGGUCCCGCCCUUCCUCCCAGGCCCUGACUGCUGCAGCCCCACUGCGCAGCCGCCACCUACUGCACCAGCAGCGCCGAAGCUGUCCAGAGCCAGGAUGGCCGCACUCUCCAAGGAAUAUGGCUUUGUGGUCCUCACGGGCGCCGCCAGCUUCGUCAUGGUGCUCCACCUGGCCAUGAACGUCUCCAAGGCCCGCCGGAAGUACAAAGUGGAGUACCCCACCAUGUACAGCACAGACCCUGAGAAUGGGCACCUCUUCAACUGUAUCCAGCGAGCACAUCAAAAUACGCUGGAAGUCUACCCGCCCUUCCUGUUCUUCCUGGCCGUUGGUGGCGUGUACCACCCCCGCGUAGUUUCCGGUUUGGGCCUGGCGUGGAUCGUAGGCCGAAUCCUCUAUGCUCACGGCUAUUACACAGGAGAACCCAGCAAGCGCAGUCGGGGCGCCCUGGGCUCCAUCGCCCUCCUGGGCCUAAUGGGGACAACCGUCUGCUCUGCCUUCCAGCACCUGGGCUGGGUGAAGCCUGGCCUGGGGAGUGGGUCCCGGUGUUGCCAUUAGAGUGGGCGCACCAGGCUGUGUCUCUCACCUUGUUCCCAGUUACCUUAUUUCUUUUUUCUAAGUAUAAUAAAAAUUGACCUGGCGUCAGCCUCAUACUUGA